CAAUGAUCCAGAAUGUCGGAAGUCACCUGCGAAGGGGCUUUGCCUCUGUGUUCUCGAGCCGCACAUCCCGGAAGUCAGCCUCACGUGCAGGGGACAACGACUUCGCCAUGGCAGAGGGCGAGGGGUACCGGAACCCCACGGAGGUGCAGAUGAGCCAGCUGGUGCUGCCCUGCCACACCAACCAGCGUGGUGAGCUGAGCGUCGGGCAGUUGCUCAAGUGGAUCGACACCACGGCCUGCCUGUCUGCGGAGAGGCAUGCUGGCUGCCCCUGUGUCACGGCCUCCAUGGACGAUAUCUAUUUUGAGCACACCAUUAGUGUUGGACAAGUGGUGAAUAUCAAGGCCAAGGUGAACCGGGCCUUCAACUCCAGCAUGGAGGUAGGCAUCCAGGUGGCCUCUGAGGACCUGUGCUCUGAGAAGCAGUGGAAUGUGUGCAAGGCCUUGGCCACCUUUGUGGCCCACCGGGAGAUCUCCAAGGUGAAGCUGAAGCAGAUCACACCACGGACGGAAGAGGAGAAGAUGGAGCACAGUGUGGCUGCCGAGCGCCGGCGCAUGCGACUGGUCUAUGCAGACACCAUCAAGGACCUCCUGGCCAACUGCGUCAUUCAGGAUGAUCUGGAGAGCAGAGACUGCAGCCUCAUGGUGCCAGCCGAGAAGACCCGCGUGGAGAGCGUGGAGCUGGUCCUGCCCCCUCACGCCAAUCACCAGGGAAGCACCUUUGGGGGCCAGAUCAUGGCCUGGAUGGAGAACGUGGCCACCAUUGCAGCCAGCCGACUUUGCCGUGCCCACCCUACACUGAAGGCCAUUGAGAUGUUCCAUUUCCGAGGCCCGUCCCAGGUUGGGGACCGUCUGGUGCUCAAGGCCAUUGUGAACAACGCUUUCAAGCAUAGCAUGGAGGUGGGCGUGUGCGUGGAGGCCUAUCGCCAGGAGGCCGAGACCCGUCGGCGGCAUAUCAACAGUGCCUUCAUGACCUUCGUGGUCCUGGACCCAGAUGACCAGCCCCAGAUGCUGCCCUGGAUUCGGCCUCAGCCUGGGGAUGGUGAGCGGCGGUACCGAGAGGCCAGUGCCAGGAAGAAAAUUCGCCUAGACAGGAAGUACAUCGUGUCCCGUAAGCAGGCGGAGGUGCCCCUCUCUGUCCCCUGGGACCCUAGCAACCAGGUGUACCUGAGCUACAACAAUAUAUCGUCCCUGAAGAUGCUUGUGGCCAAGGACAACUGGGUGCUGUCCUCGGAGAUCAACCAGGUCCGCCUGUACACUCUGGAGGAUGACAAGUUCCUCUCCUUCCACCUGGAGAUGGUGGUGCACGUGGACGCGGCCCAGGCCUUCCUGCUGCUCUCGGACCUACGUCGGAGGCCCGAGUGGGACAAGCACUACCGGAGUGUGGAGCUGGUGCAGCAGGUGGACGAGGAUGAUGCCAUCUACCACGUCAUCAGCCCUGUCCUUAGUGGUGAUGCCAAGCCCCAGGACUUUGUGAUCCUGGCCUCGCGGCGGAAGCCUUGUGACAGUGGGGACCCCUAUGCCAUUGCACUGAGAUCGGUCACGCUGCCCACACACUGCGAGACGCCAGAGUAUAGGCGUGGGGAGACCCUUUGUUCGGGCUUCUGCCUCUGGCGUGAGGGGGACCAGCUGACUAAGGUGUCUUACUACAACCAGGCUACCCCUGGCGUUCUCAACUACGUGACCACCAAUGUGACCGGCCUCUCCUCUGAGUUCUACACCACCGUCAAGGCUUGUGAGCAGUUCCUCUUGGACAACCGGAAUGAUCUGGCCCCCAGCCUCCAGACCCUCUAGGUGCAGCAGUGACCACUUUAGGUCCACUCCCACUCCAUCCUGCCCUAAGGACUUGCAUACAAUGUGUGGAGGAAGGUGGGCAUUUAUUUCAUCCGGCCUCCCCAUGGGAAGCCUUGACCCAGGGUCCGCCAGCCCAGCACCAUUGGGCGAUCAGUUUCUACCAACAUCUGCCAGCAAGUCCUCACGGUACCCCUGGGGCAGCCUGUAGUAGACUCGGGUUCUGUCCACGGCCCUGGCUGCCAGCAAUGCUGCCCGCACAGCUGUGUAGCUGCCCCUGGCAGGGCUGUGCCCCACUGUGACGGUGGCCCGGGGGGAGGCUGACAGCAGCCUGGCUACGGCUCCAGCUGUGCUCUGGCCCAGCAUCCCGGCCUGCAGCUGGAAGGACACAGGUUGCCAGAGCCCCUGGCACAGUUCCAGCAUAUCUGUGAGCAGCUGCUCCCUGUAGCCACUGCCCAGCACUUCCUCAGGCCAGCCUGGUGCCACAGUCACAUGGGGGAAAACCUCAGCCACAGCUGUAAGCAACUCUCUGCCAGCCACAUGGCCAGGGACCACAAAACUCCCAUGGGAGACUGUGGCCCCAACCCACACGGGCCGAGGCAGAAGGUCAAGGAUGGAGAGGUACUCCAGCAUAGCCAAGGAUGGCCGGAGAGCUGUGGGCUCUUCUAUGUGCAAAUGGAUGCCCCAGUGUCCAGGGCGCGUGGCCAGCUGCAACAGGCAUGACUCCAGUGUCAGGACAGGGCCACCUGGGGCACUCACAAUGGGCACAGGGCCCCUGGUUGCAGUUUCCUGGAGGCUAAUGUUCAGCAGGAUCAUGCCUUCUCUGUCUGGAAGAGGCAACAGCAUCAGGGUCAGAUUAUCAUGGGGCGCCAGAGUCCCUUGUUAAAGAGGCAGUGAGGGCUUAUGGGGACACCAAGGAGGAGGGGCUGGUGUCUCACCUGUCAACCCUGUUCUGUGCUCCAGGUGGAAGGGCUGCUUUCUAAAGGUGCCUGGUGCUCGACAGGCUGACACGAUAAACUGCUAGCCCAGCUCUUGGCCUUUAUCUGCGACUCAGCCCUGGGGCUUGUGCCCACCUCUCCCACAACGUGAUAUGGCUGAGGACUCAAGGGUGCUGGUCUGAAGGUGGGGAGCCCUGUGCUCCUGACACCACUGUACUCCCUCUCCCCCUGCCCCACUUGUAUCCAGCAUGCGGCUUAAAUUCACCCAUGUUGCCAUGGUAACAGACCCUCACCCCAAGCAUAGGACACCCUUGCAGUUUAGCUAGGAGCACCAGGGUUGUAGGCAGACCUUACCUGGGAGGGUAACUGCUACUGUCCUUCCAUUGCCCUGGACGCCAGGAACCAGCCACUCCACGUCCAGACCAUCACCCCC
Molecule: messenger RNA, 3158 nt
Organism: Galeopterus variegatus (Sunda flying lemur)
Lineage: Eukaryota; Metazoa; Chordata; Mammalia; Dermoptera; Cynocephalidae
Gene: ACOT11
Product: acyl-CoA thioesterase 11
Exons: 16
Coding region: 3-1790 (595 amino acids)
Cellular component (GO): extracellular exosome
Molecular function (GO): lipid binding; thiolester hydrolase activity
Source: RefSeq, a predicted model, not a curated record